This is a messenger RNA of Drosophila innubila, 1366 nucleotides long. RefSeq names its product protein yippee (gene Yippee). The transcript has 4 exons. The record is from RefSeq and is a predicted model, not a curated record. Lineage: Eukaryota; Metazoa; Arthropoda; Insecta; Diptera; Drosophilidae. The coding region runs from base 423 to 788 and encodes 121 amino acids.
UGCGUUGUUAUUGCUGCAGCAGUGUUGUUUUUUUUUUGUAUUGUCCGAGGCGUCGUAAUUAGCAAGCUGCAUUCUAAAUCAAAGUCAGUUAAUUAUUGUUGUGCUGUUUACAUCAUUGUUAUUGCAUUUGUGGACGUCGUUGGCUGUGCUUCAACAUUGCAAUUCCAGGACAGCUGUUUGCUUGUGUUGCGUUCUUGCAAUUAAACAAGAAAAAAGCACUGCAGAUAAGCUUUACAGCACAAUACGUAUAUCAUCUGCAAACAAAGAAACUCUACACUCACGCACAGACACACACACAUGCACAUGCACACACACUGCCAAUAAAAGCAGGUAAACAGUUGCACAGAAAAACAAACAAACAAACGUAGAGGAGAAGAAGACAAUAGAAGUAUUCUAAAAUAAAAUAAAAAAAAAAACAAAUUAUGGGUCGCAUUUUCCUGGAGCAUCUCGGUGGCCUAAAGCUGUUCAAUUGUGCCCAAUGCCACACUAAUUUGACCAAUCGCAGUCAAUUAAUUAGCACACGCUUUACGGGCGCCACAGGACGCGCCUAUCUGUUCAAGCGUGUGGUCAACUUGACCUUCAGUGCCAUUCAGGAGCGGGUGAUGCUCACGGGUCGCCACAUGGUGCGCGAUGUCAUGUGCAAGAGCUGUGGCGCCAAGCUUGGCUGGAUGUAUGAGUUUGCCACCGAGGAGACGCAAAAAUACAAAGAGGGUCGUGUCAUCCUGGAAUAUGCAUUGAUCAACGAAGCAGAAGGUUUCCCAUCAGAAGCUGGAGGUCCGAGUCACUGAACCUGAACUGAAUGUGAGAAUUGCUUCAGCUGCAGGCCAACAAAGCGUGUGUAGCUUUAAGUAUUGAAUUGAAAGCCGCAGGCGAUGGCUUUUACUAUAGGUUAAACAAGAUCAACAAUAAUGUAAUGAUUGCAAAUUGUGCUCCGACAAUUUGGCUAAAGUCGCUUGCAAUGCACAAACGUGUUUGCUAUUAGCUAGAUAAUCAUAAUGUCGAGUUAACUAACGUAUAAUUACGAGCCACUGUCAACGUUACUUAAACGUAGUUUUAGGCAUUAUUAGCACAUAAGCAACUGCGCGGCGGCCCAAAUUCUACAAAUAAUUAACAAUGAGGCUGAACUGCUUAAACAACCCUCUGUUGCUCUGUGUGGCACAAUGGAACCAAUCGAACGAACGAAUGAACGGCCGACCGCCCGACCGACCUCUCUGUCUCCCUUUCUCCCUUGACCGAUUUGUCAUCUUCAGUUCUGCAAUAUCAUUAACGAUCACAUGUGGUAUCACAUAUGAAUAUCUUUAACAAAAUCUACAAAUUAAUAAUAAACAAAAACCGAUCUCUAGAGUUAUCUAUUAAAUUCUCAUAA